AUGGUUCUUCAUCAGUUCGAUUACCUCCUUGCCAUUGGCACCAUCUUCGCUGCCCUUGAUGCUUGGAACAUUGGAGCCAACGAUGUCGCCAACUCAUGGGCCACCUCGGUCGCCUCCCGCUCCGUCACCUACCUCCAGGCCAUGAUCCUCGGUUCCAUCAUGGAAUUCGCCGGUUCCGUCGGUGUAGGUGCCCGCGUGGCCGACACCAUCCGCACCAAGGUAGUCGACACCACUCUCUUCGCUGACGACCCGGCCCUCCUAAUGUUGGGCAUGGUCUGCGCCGUCGUUGCCUCCUCCCUCUACCUCACCAUGGCCACUCGCUUCGGCCUGCCCGUCUCCACCACCCACUCCAUCAUGGGCGGCGUCAUCGGCAUGGGCGUCGCGGCCGUCGGUGCGGACGGCGUCCAAUGGGUCGGCUCGGGCAUCAACGACGGCGUCGUCUCGGUCUUCCUCGCCUGGGUCAUCGCGCCCGGCCUCGCCGGCGCCUUCGCGUCCAUUAUCUUCCUCUUCACCAAGUACGGCGUGCUACUCCGUUCGAACCCCGUCUACAAGGCCUUUGUGAUGGUGCCCAUCUACUUCGGCAUCACCGCCUCGCUGCUCUGCAUGCUUUUGUUGUGGAAGGGCGGCAGCUACAAGGUGACGCUGUCCAGCCCCGAGAUCGCGGGCACCAUCGUCGGCGUCGGCGCAGCCUGGGGCGUGGUGGUCAUCAUCUUUUUGAUGCCCUGGCUCUACCGCGUCGUCAUCCUCGAGGACUGGCAGCUCCGCUUCUGGCACAUCCCUCUCGGCCCCCUCCUUCUCCGCCGCGGAGAGGUCCCUCCCCCGCCUGCGGACGGUUCCGGUGUCGUCCAGGAUUUCUACGCCGGCCGCUUGACCAAGGAGGAACUCGCUGCCCGCCGCGCCGCUCAAACCGGUGACUCGGAAAUGGCUGCCGGAGCCGGCGCCGUCGCCUCCAACCCCUCCAACCCCUCCGCUCCCACCGACGGCGAAAAGGUCCAGCCCGAGAACACCACCAUCACCAAAGACUCCUCCUCCUCCUCACACGACCAGCACGAGCCCGCCCAACCCGCCCCUCCCCAGGUCAAGACCAUCGUCGGCCCUCGCCCCUCCGGCCCCUGGAACUCCGCCCCCGUCCUCUUCUGGUACCUCAAAUGGGCCUUAUUCCGCGGCGUCGACCAAGACGUCAUCUCCUCCCAGCAAGGCGGGAAAUCCGUCAUCUCGUCCGACGUCGAAGAGCUGCACGCGCACGCAGCGCACUACGACAACAAGACCGAGUACAUGUACUCCUUUCUCCAAAUCAUGACGGCAGCCACUGCCUCUUUCACGCACGGCGCCAACGACAUUUCCAACGCCAUUGGUCCGUACGCCACCGUUUUCCAGCUUUGGAAAGACGGCGCGCUGCCGGAGAAGGGCAAGGCGGAUGUCCCGGUGUGGAUUCUGGUGUUUGGUGGUGCGUGCUUGGUUAUUGGGUUGUGGACGUAUGGGUACAAUAUCAUGAGGAACUUGGGGAAUCGGAUUACGCUGCAGAGUCCGAGCAGAGGGUUUUCGAUGGAGUUGGGGAGCGCGGUGACGGUUAUUUUGGCUACUAGGUUGAAGCUCCCUGUUUCGACUACCCAGUGUAUUACGGGCGCUACCGUCGGUGUUGGUCUUUGCUCGGGCACGUGGAGGACCAUCAACUGGCGCCUUGUGGCUUGGAUUUACAUGGGCUGGUUUAUCACUCUGCCCGUGACCGGCAUCAUUUCGGGGUGCUUGAUGGGCAUCAUAAUCAAUGCUCCCCGCUGGGGCUAUAGUGGCUGA
This is a messenger RNA of Neurospora tetraspora, 1794 nucleotides long. Its product is annotated as phosphate-repressible phosphate permease. NCBI's taxonomy places the organism in Eukaryota, Fungi, Ascomycota, Sordariomycetes, Sordariales, Sordariaceae. Gene Ontology annotation, biological process: phosphate ion transmembrane transport. Gene Ontology annotation, cellular component: membrane. The record is from RefSeq and is a predicted model, not a curated record. The transcript has 3 exons. Bases 1 to 1794 code for a protein of 597 amino acids.